This is a messenger RNA of Komagataella phaffii GS115, 759 nucleotides long. RefSeq names its product Putative benzil reductase. Gene Ontology annotation, molecular function: oxidoreductase activity, acting on NAD(P)H, oxygen as acceptor. Bases 1 to 759 code for a protein of 252 amino acids. The record is from RefSeq and is a predicted model, not a curated record. Gene Ontology annotation, cellular component: intracellular anatomical structure. Lineage: Eukaryota; Fungi; Ascomycota; Pichiomycetes; Pichiales; Pichiaceae. The transcript has a single exon.
AUGACUGUCAUUAUUUUAACUGGUGCUUCUAGAGGACUGGGAUUGGCUAUUGCUCACAAGGUUCUCAAGGACCCGGCUACUAAACUGGUUGCCGUAGCUCGUUCAAAGGAUAAACUGGACUCAUUGGUGAACGAAUACAGUUCACGAGAUAUUCUUCCGAUUGCUGCGGAUCUUGCUGAACCAAACUCUGCUGAUAUAAUUGUCAAGAAGACAAUUGAAACUUACGGAAGCAUUGACUGUUUGAUCCUGAAUGCUGGAAAGUUGGACCCAGUGGGGCCAAUUGCCAAAGCAGAUGUACCAGGUUAUAAGAAUCUAUUCGAUGUCAACUUUUUCUCAAUAGUUGACCUUGUAUCCAAAUCGGUUGAAUUUUUGAGGAAAACCAAAGGUAAUGUCAUAUUCGUUUCUUCUGGUGCCUCUGUCACAUCAUAUGACGGAUGGGCAGCCUAUGGAGCUUCAAAGGCUGCGCUGAACCAUUUCUCUCAAAGCCUUGAUUCUGAGGAGUCAGAUAUCAGCUCAAUCUCCAUUGCACCUGGAGUGGUAGAUACCCAAAUGCAAGAGGACAUUAGAAAUGUGUUUGGUAAGAACAUGAAGCCGGAGGCAUACAAACGAUUCACAGAUUUGAAGGAGGAAAACAAACUGCAUCCACCGGAAGUGCCAGCAGCCGUGUAUGCCAACCUUGCUCUCAAAGGCAUUCCUACGGAUCUGAGUGGGAAAUAUCUGAGAUUCACAGACCCACUAUUGGAACAGUACCAAACCUAG